GGAACGGGAGCUGAGUGGUUCUCUUGGCAGCUAAGCAUGGCUGGCUGGAGGGGCCCGGCCACUCUCCUGGCCUUUCUCCUCCUGUGCCCGCUCCCCUCCCCCUGCUGCCCUGCCGUCUGCAGAUGCUCCUCUGGGGAAGUGGACUGCAGUUACCGAGCCUUGCGCAUUGUGCCCGAAAACCUGCCCACCAACACCAGUGCCCUGUGGCUGGGCCACAACCACAUCGCAGUCCUCAAGGCUCGCUCCUUCCGCUUGCAGCAGGCGCUUCAGAACCUCAGCCUGCGCAGCAACGUCCUGGUGAGCAUCCACAGCCAGGCCUUGGCAGGGCUUGGGGCGCUGCGGGAGCUGGACCUGAGCAACAACUACCUCACCAUGCUCCCGGCCGAGACUGUCCUGCCUCUCCCAGGCUUAGUGACUCUCAACGUGGGGGCCAACAAGCUUGGCCAGCUGCCCCCAGAGGUGCUGGAAGCACUGCCCUGCUUGCAGGAGCUCUUUCUGCACAGCAACGCCCUGAGGUCGCUGCAUGCCGGCGUCUUUCUGAACCUGCCUGCCUUGCGCUCCCUGACGCUGCAGGGCAACCCGUGGGCGUGCACCUGUGAAAUCCAGCCCCUCUUCCUCUGGAGCAUGGGCAACAGGGACAAAAUCCAAGAGGAGAAUUUGAUCCUGUGCAGAUUCCCAGAGCACCUCAACCAGUAUCCCCUCCUGGCCAUUGGCAACGAGUCCUUCAGCCACUGCCAGGACAGCUUGCUGUACCCUCGGGACUACGCCUUCUUCCUGCUCAUCGGCCCGGCCUCCUUCCUGGCCAGCAUCCUCAUCUGCCUCCUACUCGGCUCCCUGGCCGUGGCCUAUAACCACCUCCUGAACGAACUUUGCUAUUGGUGA
Messenger RNA from Terrapene triunguis (Three-toed box turtle), 882 nucleotides. RefSeq names its product leucine rich repeat containing 26 (gene LRRC26). The record is from RefSeq and is a predicted model, not a curated record. The coding region runs from base 37 to 882 and encodes 281 amino acids. Gene Ontology annotation, molecular function: protein binding. The transcript has 2 exons. NCBI's taxonomy places the organism in Eukaryota, Metazoa, Chordata, Testudines, Emydidae.